Messenger RNA from Arabidopsis lyrata subsp. lyrata, 1433 nucleotides. RefSeq names its product transcription factor TCP23. Gene Ontology annotation, cellular component: nucleus. Gene Ontology annotation, molecular function: DNA-binding transcription factor activity; sequence-specific DNA binding. Lineage: Eukaryota; Viridiplantae; Streptophyta; Magnoliopsida; Brassicales; Brassicaceae. The transcript has a single exon. Bases 259 to 1296 code for a protein of 345 amino acids. The record is from RefSeq and is a predicted model, not a curated record.
AAGUCUCUCUCUCUUUCUACUAAGCUGCUUCAUCUUCUUCCUCACACACUCUCUCUCUCUCAUUCUCUCAAAACCAGUAAACAACAGUCUACACAAAUUCAUAGCCCCACCAAAAAAAAAGACUCCCAGGAUUUAUAAUCACAGAUGAAUUGGGGUUUAUUGGUUGGUUAUACGUAAAAAAUCAGUCCCAAGUUUGUUUGUUAGUUUAUUCCAUUUUUUUGUGUUUUUUUUUCCCAUAAUUUAUAAAUUUUAUAAGCAAUGGAGUCCCACAACAACACCACUGGUUCGGCCCAUCUGGUCCCAUUCAUGGGACCAAUCUCCGGUUCAGUAACCACCACUGCUCAAAAUUCCACUACCACCACCGUCUCGGCCGCUAAAACACCGGCCAAACGACCCUCCAAGGACCGCCACAUUAAAGUAGACGGCCGCGGCCGGAGGAUACGUAUGCCGGCUAUCUGCGCGGCACGUGUCUUCCAACUAACACGUGAGUUACAACACAAAUCAGACGGCGAGACUAUCGAGUGGCUGCUCCAACAAGCGGAGCCUGCUAUCAUCGCCGCCACCGGAACUGGAACCAUACCGGCGAAUAUCUCUACUUUGAACGUCUCUCUCCGAAGCAGUGGCUCUAGUCUCUCAGCUCCACUGUCUAAAUCUUUCAACAUCGGAAGAGCUGCUCAAAACGCUGCCGUUUUCGGGUUCCAGCAACAGCUUUAUCCUCCUCAUCAUAUCAUGACAGAUUCUUCUUCCUCUUCUCUUCCCAAAACAUUCCGUGAAGGAGAUCUCUUUAAAGAUCCUAAUUCUCUCGAUCAAGAACCCGGUUCAAGAUCGCCUAAACCGGGAUCAGAAGCUCCUGAUCAAGAUCCGGGUCUGACCCGGUCAAGAACACAAAACAUGAUACCGCCGAUGUGGGCAGUGGCGGCGCCAACGCCAGCCUCCACAAACGGAGGUAGUGCUUUUUGGAUGUUACCAGUCGGAGGAGGAGGUCCGGCCAACGUUCAGGAUCCAUCACAGCACAUGUGGGCGUUUAAUCCGGGUCAUUACCCGGGUCGAAUCGGGUCGGUUCAGUUAGGGUCUAUGUUAGUGGGAGGUCAACAAUUAGGGUUAGGUGUUGCUGAAAAUAACAAUUUGGGGCUAUUUUCCGGCGGAGGAGGAGGAGAAGGAGACGGCGGUUACGGAGGCGGUGGUCGGGUUGGUCUCGGAAUGAGUCUAGAGCAAAAACCUCAACGGCAUCAGCAACAUCAAGUGAGUGAUCAUGCUACUGGAGACCAAAAUCCUACUAUAGAUGGUUCUCCUUGAAGAGACGUCAUAAUUUGUCUACUUCUUUUUUAGUAAUUUUUUUUUUGGUUUUUAAAAAGUGUGAAUGUGUGAUUUAUUGCAACUUUUGUUGAGGACUCCGAUGUUAAUAUGGGUUUUAGGGUUUGCUUUUCGGGAUU